Molecule: messenger RNA, 4538 nt
Organism: Budorcas taxicolor (takin)
Lineage: Eukaryota; Metazoa; Chordata; Mammalia; Artiodactyla; Bovidae
Gene: ATN1
Product: atrophin 1
Exons: 11
Coding region: 481-4020 (1179 amino acids)
Cellular component (GO): nucleus
Molecular function (GO): transcription corepressor activity
Source: RefSeq, a predicted model, not a curated record
GCCGUCGCGGCGGCGACUGAAGCCGGGAAGAGGAGAGGGGGGCGGGGGAGCGGCCGCCGCCGCCCCCCGGAGGCGCCGGAACCCCGAAUCCGCUCGGAGCCAGCCAGCCGUCCCGAGCUACAACCAGAGAACGUGGGUUCAGCCCCUGGUCCGGGAAGAUCCCCCGUGCCGUGGAGCAACUAGACCUGUGAACCACAGCUAUUGAGCCUCUGCUCCAAGAGAAGCCAGUGUGACAAGAAGCCGGGGCACAACAGCCCUCCUGCGGCAACCAAAAAUAAAUAAAAAGAAGACAGUAUUUUUGCUCUCAAAAGAUCUUAUGGCUUCACUGCAGACAGACCCUGCAAGUUCCAGGUGCUGAAAACUUGGAGAGCCUACUUCUUGCUUCCCAGGCUGUAGCUGGGGGGAACUUAGGGUGAAGCAGAGAAGUUUCUGUAUCCAGCUGCCCGGGCAGAGGAGAAUGGGGUCUCCACAGCCUGAAGAAUGAAGACACGACAGAAUAAAGACUCAAUGUCAAUGAGGAGUGGACGGAAGAAAGAGGCCCCCGGGCCCCGGGAAGAGCUGAGACCGAGGGGCCGGGCCUCCCCUGGCGGGGUCAGCACGUCCAGCAGCGAUGGCAAAGCCGAGAAGUCUAGGCAGACGGCCAAGAAAGCCCGAGUAGAGGAAGCCUCCACCCCAAAGGUCAGCAAGCAGGGCCGGAGUGAAGAGAUCUCAGAGAGCGAAAGUGAGGAGACCAACGCACCAAAAAAGACCAAAACUGAGCAGGAGCUGCCCCGGCCCCAGUCUCCCUCCGAUCUGGACAGUCUGGAUGGGCGGAGCCUCAAUGACGAUGGCAGCAGCGACCCCAGGGACAUCGACCAGGACAACCGGAGCACGUCUCCUAGCAUUUACAGCCCUGGAAGCGUGGAGAAUGACUCCGACUCGUCUUCUGGCCUGUCUCAGGGCCCAGCCCGCCCCUAUCACCCACCUCCACUCUUCCCUCCCUCCCCUCCACCGCCUGACAGCACCCCCCGACAGCCAGAGCCUGGCUUUGAACCCCACCCUUCUGUGACACCCACUGGAUAUCAUGCUCCCAUGGAGCCCCCCACAUCUCGGAUGUUCCAGACUCCUCCAGGGGCUCCUCCCCCUCAUCCACAGCUCUACCCUGGGGGUUCUGGUGGGGGGGUUUUGUCUGGACCCUCACUGGGUCCCAAGGGGGGUGGGGCUGCCUCUUCAGUGGGGGCCUCUAGUGGGGGUAAGCAGCACCCCCCACCCACCACCCCCAUUUCAAUAUCAAGCUCUGGGGCUGGUGGUGCUCCUUCAACGAAGCCGCCUAACACUUCAGUCGGUGGUGGAAACCUACCGUCUGCGCCACCACCAACUUCCUUCCCCCAUGUGACACCAAACCUGCCUCCCCCACCUGCCCUUCGACCCCUUAACAAUGCAUCGGCCUCUCCUCCUGGCCUGGGGGCCCAGCCACUACCUGGGCAUCUCCCCUCCCCCCAUGCCAUGGGGCAGAGCAUGGGUGGACUUCCUCCUGGCCCGGAGAAGGGCCCCACUCUUGCUCCUUCACCCCAUCCUCUGCCCCCUGUGUCCUCUUCAGCCCCUGCCCCCCCAAUGAGGUAUCCUUACUCAUCCUCUGCUAGCAGCUCUGCAGCAGCCGCCUCUUCCAGUUCUUCUGCCUCUGCCUCCCAGUACCCCGCUUCCCAGGCACUGCCCAGUUAUCCCCACUCCUUCCCUCCCCCGACCAGUCUCUCUGUCUCCAAUCAGCCCCCCAAGUAUACGCAGCCUUCUCUCCCAUCCCAGGCUGUGUGGAGCCAGGGUCCCCCACAACCUCCUCCCUAUGGCCGCCUCUUAGCCAACAGCAGUGCCCACCCAGGUCCCUUCCCUCCUUCAGCUGGAGGCCAGUCCACAGCUCACCCAUCAGCCCCAACACAUCACCACCACCACCAGCAACAGCAACAGCAGCAGCAACCACCAUCACAUCAUGGGGGCUCUGGGCCCCCUCCCCCUGGACCAUAUCCUCACCCCCUGGAGAGCGGUGGUUCCCACCAUGCACACCCCUAUGCCAUGUCUCCCUCCCUGGGGUCUCUGAGACCCUAUCCACCAGGGCCAGCACACCUGCCCCCACCUCACAGCCAGGUGUCCUACAGCCAAGCAGGUCCCAAUGGACCCCCAGCCUCCUCUUCCAAUUCCUCUUCCUCCUCUCAAGGGUCCUACCCAGGUUCACACCCCUCUCCUUCCCAGGGCCCCCCAGGGGCGCCCUACCCCUUUCCACCGGUGCCUCCGGUCACCACUUCCUCGGCCACACUUUCCACGGUCAUUGCUACAGUGGCUUCCUCGCCAGCAGGCUACAAGACAGCCUCCCCACCUGGGCCCCUGCCGUAUGGCAAGCGAGCCCCGUCCCCAGGGGCCUACAAGACAGCCACUCCACCUGGAUACAAGCCGGGGUCGCCGCCCUCCUUCCGAACGGGGACCCCACCGGGCUACCGAGGCACCUCGCCGCCCGCAGGCCCAGGGACCUUCAAGCCGGGGUCGCCCACCGUGGGGCCCGGGCCGCUGCCGCCUGCGGGGCCCUCCGGCCUGUCAUCCCUGCCCGCACCGCCUGCGGCCGCCGCCUCUGGGCCGCCCCUGAGCGCCACGCAGAUCAAACAGGAGCCGGCGGAGGAAUAUGAGACCCCCGAGAGCCCGGUGCCCCCGGCCCGCAGCCCCUCGCCCCCUCCCAAGGUGGUAGAUGUGCCCAGCCAUGCCAGCCAGUCGGCCAGGUUCAACAAACACCUGGACCGCGGCUUUAACUCGUGCGCGCGCAGCGAUCUGUACUUCGUGCCGCUGGAGGGCUCCAAGCUGGCCAAGAAGCGGGCCGACCUGGUAGAGAAGGUGCGGCGCGAGGCCGAGCAGCGCGCGCGCGAAGAAAAGGAGCGCGAGCGCGAGCGGGAGCGCGAGAAGGAACGCGAGCGCGAGAAGGAGCGCGAGCUGGAACGCAGCGUGAAGUUGGCUCAGGAGGGCCGUGCUCCAGUGGAGUGCCCAUCUCUCGGCCCAGUGCCCCAUCGCCCUCCGUUUGAGCCGGGCAGUGCUGUGGCUACAGUGCCCCCUUACCUGGGCCCCGACACUCCAGCCCUACGCACCCUCAGCGAAUACGCCCGGCCCCACGUGAUGUCUCCUGGCAAUCGCAACCAUCCGUUCUACGUGCCCCUGGGGGCAGUGGACCCGGGGCUCCUGGGUUACAAUGUCCCGGCCUUGUACAGCAGUGACCCAGCAGCCCGGGAGAGGGAGCGGGAAGCCCGGGAACGAGACCUGCGUGACCGCCUCAAGCCUGGCUUUGAGGUGAAGCCCAGCGAGCUGGAGCCCCUACAUGGGGUCCCUGGGCCAGGCCUGGAUCCCUUUCCGCGACAUGGGGGCCUGGCUUUGCAGCCUGGCCCCCCGGGCUUGCACCCUUUCCCCUUCCAUCCGAGCCUGGGGCCCCUGGAGAGAGAACGUCUAGCGCUGGCAGCCGGGCCCGCCCUGCGGCCUGACAUGUCCUACGCGGAGCGCCUGGCGGCUGAGAGGCAGCACGCAGAAAGGGUGGCCGCCCUGGGCAAUGACCCGCUGGCGCGGCUGCAGAUGCUCAACGUGACCCCCCAUCACCACCAGCACUCCCACAUCCACUCUCACCUGCACCUCCACCAGCAGGAUGCCAUCCACGCAGCCUCUGCCUCGGUGCACCCUCUCAUUGACCCCCUGGCCUCAGGGUCUCACCUUACCCGGAUCCCCUACCCAGCUGGGACCCUCCCCAACCCCCUUCUUCCUCACCCUCUGCACGAGAACGAAGUUCUUCGUCACCAGCUCUUUGCUGCUCCAUACCGGGACCUGCCAGCCUCCCUCUCUGCCCCGAUGUCGGCAGCUCACCAGCUGCAGGCCAUGCACGCACAGUCAGCUGAGUUGCAGCGCCUUGCGCUGGAGCAGCAGCAGUGGCUGCACGCCCAUCACCCGCUGCACAGUGUGCCGCUGCCCGCCCAGGAGGACUACUACAGUCAUCUGAAGAAGGAAAGCGACAAGCCGCUGUAGGACCUGCGAUCGAGAGAGCACCAUGCCCCUGCCUCUGGACCAAGGAGGCCUCCCUUCCCACCUGCCACUCAGAGCUUCCGGGUGCGCCCGGGCCUCGGGCCUCUGGGCAGGAGGGAGGAAGGGACAGAUGCAAGGCCGAGGCUCUAUGCAAGGCCGAGGCUCUUGUGGUGGGGAGGGGGUGGGUGGGGGCAGAAAGCGCACAGUAUCUUGGACCGGGUCCCUCUCCCUUGGCCCCCAACUUUCUUCCUCCCCCACGUCCAACCCACCCCUCCCCGCCCCGUGGCCGCUGCCCGCCCCCCACCCCUGGUGUGAUUAUUUCAUCUGUUAGCUGUGGCUGUUUUGCGUAGCAUCGUGUGCCGCCCCUGCCCCUCCCCAGCCGUCCCCCCAACCCCCGUGUGCGCACCCUCACUGCGAUGUAUGACCCUUGCCCCUCCCCCACAUUAAUAAUUUAUAUAUAUAAAUAUCUAUAUGACGCUCUUUAAAGAACAUCCCAAACGAAACCAACCAAACAAAAACAU